UUAAUUUUUCUUUUAUUUCACGCAGGCUACGAACAGCCGUACGAGCCCCCGCACUACAAAUAUCCUGCGACGCUUGCGCCGCCACUUCAUGUUCUCAUACAGGCAAGCAACGGAGCCUCGGACUACGGAAACAAGUUUGGAGAGCCAGUGAUUUCCGGUUUUGCCAUUUCCUAUGGGUUAAAUAGUGCAGAUGAUACGCGGAAUGAGUACGUAAAACCGAUUAUGUUCAGCGGUGGCCUAGGCACCAUGCCGGCAUCAAUGCGCGAGAAGCUGCCACCGACUCGUGGUCAGUUGCUAGCCAAGAUUGGAGGUCCCGUGUACAGGAUAGGAGUGGGGGGCGGCGCUGCAAGCUCCCUAGAAAUACAAGGAUCCGGAGAUGCAGAACUGGACUUCAACGCCGUCCAGCGGGGAGACGCCGAAAUGGAAAACAAGUUAAAUCGGGUAGUGCGCGCCUGUCUAGAACUGGGCGACCAAAAUCCUAUACUGGCCAUUCAUGACCAGGGGGCAAUGACCAUUCAUGGCAAUGGUAACGUCCUCAAAGAACUGGUUGAACCAGGGUUUGCCGGAGCCAUUAUAUUUUUCAAGGAAUUCCAGCUAGGGGAUCCCACAAUUACCGCCCUUGAACUGUGGGGCGCUGAGUACCAGGAGAACAACGCCAUUCUCUGCAAGGCAGAUCAUCGGAUCUGCCGGCGCGAACGCUGCCCUAUAAGCUUCGUGGGAGUGGUGACUGGGGAUGGGCGUGUGACACUGCUAGAGAGUUCUUCCCCCAAGGAUUUUGAACAGGCUCUGAACGAAUUUAAUUGCAGCACAGCAUACCCUUUCGAUUUGGAGCUCAAGUAUGUUUUGGGCGAUAUGCCAAAGAGAACAUACGACUUGAAACGCGAACUGAGGCAGCUAAGAGAACUGUGUCUACCAAAAGACUUGCGGCUGGACGAGGCUUUGGAGAGAGUUCUUAGCUUAGUGGCUGUUGGUAGUAAGCGCUUCCUCACUAACAAGGUUGAUCGCUGUGUCGGAGGAUUGAUCGUGCAGCAACAGUGUGUGGGCCCGCUUCAGGCUCCACUUGCGGACUACGCCUUAGCAACUUUCUCCCAUUUUAGCAAUGCCGGCAUCGCCACCUCAAUUGGUACCCAGCCACUCAAGGGACUGCUUGAUCCUGCCGCAAUGGCUAGGAUGUGUGUCGCUGAAGCGCUGAGUAACCUCGUAUUUGUAAAGAUAAGUCAACUGGCAGACGUCAAGUGCUCAGGUAAUUGGAUGUGGGCUGCAAAGCUGCCCGGGGAGGGCGCCAGGAUGUUUGACGCCUGCAAGGAGCUCUGUCACAUUCUUGAGGAGCUGCAAAUUGUUUUCGACGGGGGAAAAGAGUUCAUGGCUGCCAAGGUUGGGAACGACACAAUAAAGUCCCCAGGUACUCUUGUCAUCUCCACAUACGCUCCAUGUCCGGAUGUGCGGCUUAGGGUUACACCUGAUCUUAAGGGACCCAGCUCGGACUUUAAGUCUGCGCUGCUCUGGAUAAAUCUGGAAAGCAGCCUUCGCUUGGGUGGUUCAGCUCUGGCACAGGCAUACGCUCAGCAGGGCAAUGAGACGCCUAACUUAACGAGAAGUGAUCUGCUUGGCAAGGCAUUUAAAAUCACUCAAUCGUUAUUGGUAGAUGGCCUUCUUAAGGCAGGACACGAUGUCAGCGACGGAGAAUUGAUCGUUUGCCUAUUGGAGAUGGCUAUAGGUGGGCUGAGUGGCCUAAGAGUAGAACUGUCGGAGCCCUUGAAGUCUCUAAAGAGCUACGAUGCGGCUGUUGAGAAACUGGAUCGUCCCGAACUAGCUCUUCAUUUUGCGGAGGAGUGUGGAUGGGUAGUGGAAAUAUUAGAUGCAGACCUUGAGCGCGUUCGAUCCAUCUACAAUGACGCCGGAGUGCCAAACUACUAUUUGGGUCUCACCGACGGAUUCGGACUUGAUUCCCGAGUAGUUGUUAAGCACGGUGCGUCGGAGCUGCUGAAUCAGCCACUCCGUCGUACCAGUUACGAGCUGGAGAAGCUGCAAACCAAUCCGGAGUGCGCUGAGGCCGAGUAUAACAGCCUUAAAUAUCGCCAAGCGCCGCAGUACAGGGGUCCCUUGAACCUGCAGGCUGAGCUAUCUCUCAAGCGAUCCUGCGCCCCAGUUCGAGUGGCUGUGCUUCGAGAGGAGGGCGUCAACAGUGAGCGUGAGAUGAUGGCCUGCCUGCUAAAGGCAAACUUCGAGGUGCACGAUGUCACCAUGUCGGAUUUAUUGCAAGGAACCGCGAGCGUGUCCCAAUAUAGGGGACUGAUCUUCCCGGGUGGCUUCAGCUAUGCGGACACUCUAGGAUCGGCCAAGGGCUGGGCAGCCAACAUUAAAUUUCAGGCCUUCAAGCGCAGAGAAGAUGUUUUCUCGUUGGGCAUUUGCAAUGGUUGCCAACUGAUGACUCUUAUUGGAUUUGUAGGAUGUCCAGGCAGCGAGGUUGGUGUAGAUCCCGAUGUGGCCCUACUCCACAACCGAUCAGAGCGAUUCGAGUGCCGCUGGGCAACAGUGAAAAUUCCAUCGAAUCGCUCUGUCAUGCUCCCAAGCAUGAAAGAUCUAAUUCUAGGCUGUUGGGUGGCUCACGGAGAAGGUCGUUUUGCAUUCCGAGAGGAGAAGCUCAUAAGCGUACUGCAGUCGGCUGAGUUGGUGACACUGCAAUAUGUUGAUGAUACAGGCGAGCCCACUGAACUCUAUCCACUUAAUCCGAACGGCAGCCCUAGGGGAAUUACUGGACUUUGCUCGACUGAUGGACGUCAUUUGGGUUUAAUGCCGCACCCAGAGCGUUGCUCGGCUAUGAACCAGUGGCCAUAUGUUCCACCUUCUUUCGAAGUUUCCCCCAAACAGGCUGAGAGUCCUUGGCAGAUUAUGUUUAACAACGCAUACAAUUGGUGUGUUAAUUCGGAUUCAUAAAAAUCCUACCGGUAAAAGAAAGAUAUACAUUCUACAGAACACGAAUUUGUCUACUAAUUUUAUACAUAAUACCUUUAACACCUGUAAACUUUUUACGCCCAAUAAAAGUACAUAAAAACAUAUAA
Drosophila suzukii is the source of this 3062-nucleotide messenger RNA. NCBI's taxonomy places the organism in Eukaryota, Metazoa, Arthropoda, Insecta, Diptera, Drosophilidae. The record is from RefSeq and is a predicted model, not a curated record.